AUGGUGCGAGCUCAUGAAGAAUACAAGAGUACUUUUAAAACUACUUUCCAAUAUGAGCAUGUGUGGAGAAUCGUGAAAGAUAGUCCUAUGUAUGCUCCUCAAUCCUCAGAUCGACAGGCAAUAAAAAAAGCAAGAACAUCAGAAUCAUCAGGUGCACAUACUGACUCUUCUAAUCCUAAUACAACUGCUGAUAUAGAUGAUAGAGAAAUCCGAUUUCGUCCAAUGGGACAGAAGGCAGCAAAGAGGAAAGGUAAAGAAAGAGUAGACCUACUUGAUGAAUUGAAUCAGGCUAUGCAACAAUCAAUGGCGCAGUUGGAAGAGUAUAAUAACAAUAAGAAAGUUGAUCAACUCAUCCAAGCACAUCAACUCCUCGUAAUGGACACACGAGGCAUGACUGAUGAACAACUUCAAAAUCAUCUAGCGAUAUGUGAACAACUGAAGAAAAAAUUGAACAUGUAG
Zingiber officinale is the source of this 459-nucleotide messenger RNA. RefSeq lists its product as uncharacterized. The transcript has a single exon. The record is from RefSeq and is a predicted model, not a curated record. Bases 1 to 459 code for a protein of 152 amino acids. NCBI's taxonomy places the organism in Eukaryota, Viridiplantae, Streptophyta, Magnoliopsida, Zingiberales, Zingiberaceae.